Messenger RNA from Exophiala oligosperma, 2544 nucleotides. RefSeq lists its product as uncharacterized. The transcript has a single exon. The record is from RefSeq and is a predicted model, not a curated record. Lineage: Eukaryota; Fungi; Ascomycota; Eurotiomycetes; Chaetothyriales; Herpotrichiellaceae. The coding region runs from base 20 to 2068 and encodes 682 amino acids.
CGUUGACCCUACUCUCAACAUGGACGACCGCGAGGACGACGCGUAUCUCUACGAUGACGUCUUUGAAGGUCUCUCAGAGUCUGCCCUCCAAGAAUUGGAGGAGCAUGCAGUCCAAUCAACACAAGCCCAGCGAAGGGCUCAAGAUGGUCCAACAAUGCAGCCAAGUGAGACGGUGCAAAUAGAACCAUGGCGGCAGAAUAUACAUGGCCGUGCUAGUAAUGACAAAGUGAACAUGGAGAGAGACGAGCUUGCAAAAGAACUUCGACGGACGCGAGAUCAAGUCACCACACAGAAGGGAGAAAUAUUGAUUCUUCGUACCAAUUUCGUCAGGGAGAAGAAGAUCCUGGAUCGUCAAAUCGAUGCCCUAAAGAAGUCUCUGACAGAAGAGGCUGGGAAACACAAUGCGGCCAUCAGCGCCAUGGUCGAGAAGAACAAGAAUCUAACCACUCGUUAUCAGUUCCUACAACAAGACCACAACCGAGAAGUCCAGGAAGCUCAGUCUCUGAAGGCGCGUUUGACAGAAAAGCCAGCGGCCGUCAAGGAUGCCAGUGGUACGGCAACUUCUAGACGUGGCAUGGCAAGUUCUCUUGGAGAUGGAUUUGAUGACGACGAUGUCAUGAUGGUCUCCCCUUCCAAAUCUGCUCGUCGGACCAAGCCUACGACUCCCACAGCAGCAAACAAGCGAAAGCGAAAGGCAGAUGUGCCUAGUCCUGUCAAGCCUUUGGCACUGAGGCCAACUGCUGCUGCCCCUCCAAGCGGGCCACCUACAAAAGCUCCAAAGCUGGCAUCAUCUGAAGAGCUUCGUAUCUCCAUGAUCCGGAAGAACAAGCAAUCAACUCGACACUUACAGUUCCUUCAAUCUAUUCUCAAGUAUCGAGUCAAGGGAACAAAGAUCACACUUGUGGAAGCCAUGACCAACUUUUCUUUGCCUUCUGGUUCGAAGACUUUCGCUACCAUUCUCCUUGAGGGUACAGCUAACCUCAAGGGUGAUCGUAUUCCCAGCGACAUGUUGCAACUUUUCAUUGAUCUGUGGUCAAAGUCAAUCAAGGCAGAAUAUUACAAACCCAUCCCACUACUUGUUGAGGUUGCGAGCCGCAUCAUCGACUUUCAUAUAGGAGCGGAGGCAAUAGACUCCGGAAUAAUCAACUCACUUGUACCUCUCAUUCAAUCAACGGUGGCUAUCAACGCCGAAAAACGUGUCGAGCAUUCUCCUGUGAACCACUCGACGUUUGGAAAAUUUCGACAGACCCCCAAGGCUGUUUUGAACGACGAUAUCGACGGAACGGCCUGCCUGGACCUUAUGCUAGCGAUGGCAUACAUAAUCUCGGAUGAGACAGAUCUACUCUCUCUCUUCUGGCGUUUGAUUCAUCCUGCAUUUGUCUUGAUGAUGCUUAAUGCCUGGCAGCCGGUUUCAGACAUCAGGCUCAUGCUUCGAUUGUUGGGGACGAGCAUCUUCUCCGACACGUUCGGCAGUAUCUGUGUCGAUGAUCAGCAGAACCAGAUUGAACAACAUAUCAUCAACCGCAUCUGCUACCUUCUGUGGGAAUCGCCCAAAGUCGACGAAGGCCAGCCAGCAAAUACCCGCGCCUCAAUUUGCCAUUUACGCCUUGACGUUUUGGACCUUCUUCUCCAGGUGACCACCAUCCCUUCGCCAUUUUCACAUGGGAGUUUGCUUGUUGCGGAGCAUCCCAGCGCCAUCGGAAGAAUAGUACGGAGCUUGCACGACGAAUUGUCAGCAAUGUACGACCAGACGCCGUCAUCUGCUCUACACGCUGCGCUUGUCAACAAGGGUGUGCAGUUGCUAUUCCACGUGCUAGAACUACACGGCCCUCAAAUCGACCUGCAGGAGAAGUUGUCCGUCAUCAACGGCGGCGUGCACAAGCAUCGCGUGGCCCUUACGAGAUUGGCAUUUUCGGAAGGUCCUUAUGUUGGUAUGCUCAUCCCCGAUGAUACAGCAGCCAAGGCUACUAGUAUGCUCGCAGAAAGUGUCACGCCGGAUGAGGCUGAUGAGCUCAUUGAGGCUUUUCCUAGUUUCCGGGGUAGAGGACGCGUUGAGGAUGGAGACUAAAUGGGGUCAAAGCAGCUGAAUAUCUGCCUCUUGCGCCUUUUUUGCUUUGAUCCGUCCUCGUUUGCUUUGAUCCGUCCGCUGGGCCUCGACUCUCAGCGACAAAGACCUUGACCAAAGAGCUCAAGCGUGGUACAUGCUGGUCAGGGUCAGACCAGAGGUAGAGCAAGGAAAUCGGGAAUAGUAGAUUGUAGCAUAGACGAGCUGACGAUGGACCGAUCGAUUGACAGAGAUGCUCCCUCUCGAUGAUGAAGAAUCUCUCCUUGAUUGCUCGACGUUGGCCCGAUUGCUCUUGGUUGGGAAGUUGCCAACAGAAUCUGGAUGUUUGCACCUUCCGCCUCUACACGUCCCACUGCCGUUUUCCUUGCUAUAAGACGAAUCACUUCCCUUCAACCUGGACAAUGCUCAUUCAUCAACGCAAAACCCACGGCGCAUCACUAACGCUGUUCUAUACAUUACCUCAGUAUCGAUCUGUCACG